Messenger RNA from Cydia strobilella, 3550 nucleotides. Its product is annotated as protein AAR2 homolog. Gene Ontology annotation, biological process: spliceosomal tri-snRNP complex assembly. The record is from RefSeq and is a predicted model, not a curated record. Bases 107 to 1369 code for a protein of 420 amino acids. NCBI's taxonomy places the organism in Eukaryota, Metazoa, Arthropoda, Insecta, Lepidoptera, Tortricidae. The transcript has 6 exons.
UGUCACAUCACUAGUGAAACCUCUGACAUUCUCAACAAAUGUAAACAUAUUGAUUUGUUGUAUUUUUAACUUAUUUUAUUGACUUGCGGCAAAGGUUCAUUACAAAAUGGACCAGGAGACCGCGAAGAAGCUCCUCGUCGAGGGCGGGACGUUCGUGUUCCUCGGUGUACCUGAGGAAACGCAGUUUGGCAUUGACAUGCAAUGCUGGAACACUGAUGAGGAUUUCCGUGGAAUUAAAAUGAUUCCACCGGGUUUACACUACGUGCACUACUCAGCGGUCAGCAAGAGUACCGGGGACGUCUGCCCAAGGUCUGGAUUUAUGCACUACUUCAACAAAAAAGAGUUUCUCGUAAAGAUGUGGGACAAGAAGACGGAAGACAUAAGCACAGAGGAGAUAAGCGAGGAGAGCAUCCAGCGGUUGAAGGACAACCUGUUCAACUUGGACCGGCACCUGGCUCCGUACCCUUAUGAGAUAUGGCAGAAAUGGAAGCUGCUUACAUCACAGAUAACAGCUGAACUCGCAACAAAACUGUCUCCAGAAAAGGGUAUCAUCCGAGCCUCAGUGGAACUCCUCUCCAUGACGGAUGAAGACCGGCCGCGAGGCACCAAGUCCGAGUCAAUGGAGAGCCAGGAGGAACCUGAAACACCAACUGAGGAGGGUGCAGAGACUCCGGGGCAAUCCGAUGCUAAGAGAGCCAAGAGAGUCACUAGAGCUGAGAAGGAGAAUGCUAUGUUACCAGACUUGAAACCUGUGCCCGGCGCCUCAAUGAGGUUCACAGAAAUACCGCAGGACAAAUACCCUCCGGGCUCCACUCCAGAAGAAAUCACCAAGCAUUACUUAGACCAGUCCUACUCUUUAGAGCUGAUGAUCGCGCAACACAAUGAGCCCCUGCACAUCAUUGGAGAGCUCCAACUAGCAUAUCUUUGCUUCCUAAUCGGCCACUCCCUUGAAUGCUUCGACCACUGGAAGAGCCUCGUUAUCCUCCUCUGCUCAUGCGACGAUGCCAUCCACAAAUACAGGAGCGUCUUCUUCCACUUCAUCAGAACAAUGGAGAUACAAAUCGAGGAAAUGCCCGAGGACUUCCUAGCAGAUAUCGUCAUGAACAAGAACCUAGUAUAUAAGAAGCUGAGAGAGUUAUUCAGAACAGCUUAUGUGAGCAAAGUGGAUGGACGACUCCUGACAAUGAUUGAAAGAUUCAAGGAGAAUUUAACAGAGAAAUUGCAGUGGGAUUUCACGGGAUUGGACGCUGAUGAUGAUGAUGAGAGGCCGGUUAUUGUUAAAUUGGAUGGUACAGACACAAUACGAAUGUUUGAUCGUUUAGAAACAAUUGGAAUUUUUGAAAUAUACCCGAAGUCCCGGAGACUAUAAUGUAACGCCAACGUGGAGGUCAAAUAAUUGUACCUGAUUUGUAUUUGGAUUGUUUGAGAUAACCAAAAUCCAUUCAAAUAUUGAGCAGCCUGGGCAAAGAAAUACAAAUUGUACUGAGUUUGUGUAAAUUAUGAUUUAUUUUUCAAAUAGUUUCAAUGAUAGGUAUAUAAAUAUAAUAUAUAUGUGCAUUUUAAGGUAUCUUUAGCAUUAAAUUUAUCGGAUUGUUGUGUGAAUUGAUGAUAUUAUUUUAUAUCUUUAUUUUUAUGGUUCCGUUCCAACAUUGCAAAACUCCGAUAUAUUUAAUGUUAGUGAAAAUCUGUGACAAGUAAAUUAGUAUUUCUCUGGGUUUUACCCGGUUAUGGUUGGUGCCAAGUGGGAUUGUAUAACCUUGUAGGCAAGCAGAUACCUAAUCAUACCCACAUUAAAUAAAUAAAAAAAUAAAAAUAAUUUAUUUUCAGACAGUUACAGUCCAUAGUUGUUAGUACUUAAUUAUUUCUCUAAUCGAAAAAUCAUUAUCUUAAUCAUUUACUUAAUCAUAUCUCUAAUCUAAAUGCUCUAGUACAAAUACUGUUCAUAGCACUAGUCUCUUUAUAUUAGUUGUACUUAGAUGUUUUUCUAUUGAUGACUUUUUAAAUCAUUCGUCAGUGUAGUAUUUUAGUACACAUACCGUAAGCCAAAAUAAAAUCAUUUUGGACUUAAGAGUCCCCGGCAUGCUAGGCCGAAAUUCACCUUCCCAUACAAACGGAGUUUCGUUCUCAUUUCAAAACUACGUGUUGGAUUAUAAUGAAACUUUGCGCAUACAAUGACAUGAGGUAUAUCUAGGCCUGUAAUCCGUUUAUAUAGCUCUAGUAAUUCUAGUAUAAAACAUAUAAUAUAUAAAACAAACGAAAUAGAGCAAAACCAAGUUUCGUAUGAAAAAUUUAAAUUCGCUGUAUUUUUUUAACUAUUGUAUCUGUAGCUACAUACACUAAUUACAGACCUAGAUAUACCUUAUCCUAUUGUAAGUACAAAGUUUCAGAGCAAUCUAGCUAGUCGUUUUAAAAUGAGAGCGUAAGUGUUUAAGCUAACUUUAAGGUAAUUUUGCGAUUUCGCGUUUGUUCAUCGCUACAAGUGUUGGGUGACCCAAACCCGCCAUCGCGCCCGCCUACAACGACAGCGCAAGACCUCCCUAAACCGGUUAUCUCAUCGCGCGCUGCAGUACGUGACGCUGACGGCCGCCCGUCGUGACCGCUGCUCACUCAUGCACUGUCAGUGCUUGAAAAUGGAGACCAAGGCUCUCCGAAACAUGUCGCGCGAGUGACUAAAAAUACGUGUGAAACCGCAAAAUUAGCUUAAAGUUAAUAUGUAUUCGAUUGUAACUACGUUUGUAUGGAGAACCGAGCUUGCCGGGAACAUUACCAUUCGAACGCCACGGCUAUCGCGGCGCGGUCAUCUUGAACCUUGUCGUAAUGCAAGAACGUUGAUAUUGGGCUGUAGCUGCGCGACAGUUAACCUCUUUGGCGGUAAAAGUGUUAACUUCCAGUGACAAUAGGACCAGUGAACAGUGAAAUAAAUUCCCGCAUAAACCUAUUCCUGUCCUGUCCCACAGAAACGCACGUAUUUUGUGGAAACGGUUCAAAAUGAAAUGGUUUCAAUAACCAACAAUUUAUUUAGGGUUCCAUACCCAGAGGGUAAAAAUGGGACCCUAUUACUAAGACUCCGCUGUCUGUCUGUCAGGCUGUAUCUCACGAACCGUCAUAGCUAGACAGUUGAAAUUUUCACAGAUGAUGUAUUUCUGUUGCCGCUAUAACAACAAAUACUAAAAACAGAAUAAAAUAAAUAUUUAAGUGGGGCUUCCAUACAACGCACGUGAUUUUUUUGCGUAAUGGUACGGAACCCUUCGUGCGCGAGCCCGACUCGCACUUGGCCGGUUUUUAGUCUUGGGAAUAACUAAACGUCCGUAAAUCACACUUGUGAAUGCUUCAUUCGCGCCGUUUGUUUUUUGUACGAUUUUAGUAGUAUUUUAUGAUAGUUAUGUUUAAGCAAAGGUAUCCUUCAUUACCAUCACGGCUCGAUGACCUUGCUAUUUUGUUAUAAUGAAUUCUUAUAAGUAGUACAGUUUAGAACUGUAGCUUUAUGUACUGUGUACAUCCCUAGGAUCCACAUCAAAAUAAUUGUAGACUGGUACUGUUACACAUGCUC